GAUUUUGUACGGACCAGUUCAUUUGACCCGGUUUCAGGGCUACUCAAAAUUCGUGCAGAUAUAAUAACUCCAGAGGACAGGAAAAGAUUUUUUUAAAUGAAUUCCUAGUAACCAAUACAAUCAUAGGGAAUACAUCAAAAUAAACAGAAGCUGAAUCAAUACUGGAAGUGAAUAUAAGUUUGUGAUCCAUAUUGGCCUCAGAAAUCCUGAACUUAUACAGUUUCUGCUGAACUCACACCGAUACUGUAGCAGACCUUGAAUCCAUACCGAUCGAGGCACUGAUACUAAACCCAUAACGGCUCUGAAACUGAUACUAAAUUCCAAUCAGUCCUGGAACAGACCCUAAAUCUAUACUGAUCGAGGAACUGGUACUAGCCUCCUACCGGCCCUAGAACUGGUUCCCGAACCAUACUUGUCUUGAACUAAUUCUGAACCUGGAUAUCGAUUCUAGAAUAGAUCCCAAAUCCAUACUGGUCCUGGAACUGAUCCUGAACCUAAACCGGUCCUGGAACUGGUUCUCAAAUCUUAUCGAUCCUAUAACUGAUCAUAAACGCUACGCUGGUCAUGGAAAAGAUAGAAAAUUGAAAUUAACCCAUACCGGUUGUGGAACUUAUGCUGAGCCCCUUGACACCCCUGAAACUGAUCUCGAACCCAAAUCGUUUUUGAAACUGAUCUCAAGUCCAUUUAGGUCAUGAUGUCUUGUUAUUCUAGUGCAAAAACUGUACCUGUAUUUGAAUUAGACAUAGAACGGAUCGCAAACCUGUCCCGGUUCAGGAACUAUAUUUGUCGAAGAACAAUUCCCUGACAAAAACUUCUUGAUACAUUAGACAUUCAGCGCAUAAGUAAAGCCUGAUCCAUACAGCCAGGAAGUAAAAAGGCCGAAUUUAAGGCCGAAAUAUCCUACUAGUUCUCUGUCUCCGGAUUUCAACGUCCUUGAUUUUAUCGUUUGUCGAGAUAUGAAAAACCAAUCAUAUUUGUUUUAAACAAAACAAUAAACUCAGGAUUCAACAAAAGUCUAAAAAAGAUCAUUUUUAUACCGUCCAACGGAUUUUUGUAACGGUCAUCUCACAUUUCUUCCUGAAACCAUGCGCCCCCAUCGAAAUCGACGUACGUAGCAAGGACGAUGUGUCGAUGAAACCCGCCACCAGCCAACUAAUCGACCAACAAACCAGGACAACUCGCUCGCUGUGGGUGUGUGUCUGUGACUAUGUGUGUGUGUGUGGAGAAGGCUCGUCAGACGAAAACGCGACGGGUUCGUUGACAGUGCGUCCGUCGUCCAUAAAUUCCCCACCCAUAUUGCCAACUCAGCCUGGGCGAUACCGUCACCACACCACCCAGAGUUCGUAGUAAAAAUGGGUCCGCACCCGCCAGUAGCGCAGUAGUGCAGAAGCUUCCAGCAAAACCGCUCCGUUCCUUAUAUCCCGUGACCCCGUGCAAAUUGUGAAUUGUGAUGCAAAGGUGGACAGUGGCAAAGGAUGCAUCCGAGCAGAGCGUAUGAAGCACACAGGCUCGGGGACAGGUUACAGUCGACGAAGCACAAUCGCUGUGUGGGGAUUGCAUUUUCUAGUGCAAUCGGGUGCUAGUGUUAACCGUGAGUUCGUCCUUGUCCUGUUCAAUGGUGUUCGUUCGUUUUGUGCUUCCAAAAUCAUUACUUAGACCCAGCCGUAGCGCGUGAUCCGUCCCAGGUGCAGGCGGGAGUAGCAUGAAGUGGAAGGUGGGGCAGGCUCAAAAGAAAUGCAAACUCUCCCCCCAUUAAAACCCACUCCAAGUAACGUAGUAACCCGUGCAAAAUCUAGCAAAGUUCAGGCGUAUCCCGCCCACGUGUGUUAGGAAGAACCAUCUCCCUCGCAACACGCAUAUCGUGGAAAAGUAGGGAAAAUUCCCUUAAAUUUGCGUGAUUGCGUGGUGUCAUUGGAAAAUACGCUGCAGUAUCCUUUUCCUCCCGUCCCCUUGUGUGCGUGCGUGCGUGUGUGUGUUUGUGCAAAGCAGCGAGUCGCGACAGUCACUUGACGUUUGCGACACCCAAAGUGGGGCAGCAGAAUCGAUCAACCACGGUGGGAUACACCUUUUGUUGAUCGAUUUUUUUCGACGACGGCGAGCUGUCAGGAUAUUCGACGACGCGUGUGGAAACACCCAAAACACAAACACACGUUGACGACAGGCGAGGUUUGAAGGGGACAGCGAGAAAGAAGGAAAAAAAACGCGCGCCGAAAAGAGUGACGGGGCACACAGCACGACGCUCCCGUCAAAAUAAACAUUAGCUCUGUGUGUCGCGCGCGCGGGUCGAAAGUACUCCUUCAGGCUGUGCUGUGUUUCCAUUUUAAGCGUGGGAAAUAAAUGUGUGUGUGUGCGUUAUGUACGUCAUUUGGUAGGCGAGUUUGCUUGUGAAGUAACGUAAAUUGAGAAAGAAAUUAAAACAAACUCACCCAACAAUUGUGCUUCCCUAUUCCUCUGUGUGUGCGUGUGUCCCCCCUCUCAUGGUGCAGGUUUAUUGACAACUCGACAAAGAAGCAUCUUCUCCAUGGCAUCCUUUGUUUGGACAUGUGCGUCCGUUCGUCGUAUGCGUGUGCGCCCCAUUAGUGCUGCAUAAUGGGAAGCUGCAGUGUGCAUCCAAAGCAGACGAAUUAAAGAGCCCUCUUCCUGCCGCAGUAGACAGUAUGACACGGUAGAAGCAACACAAACCGAGUGAAGUGCAAACAGUAGGUAUAGCGGGUAGCGUUCUUCCACGCACAGGCGUCACGAGGGAUCUGUGCAAAGGCAACUACUAGGCCAACAGCGCAACAAGGCCAGCAAAGAUGCAUUACCGUCACGAGGAUGUUGUGCUGGAGCAGCACGCGAGAAGCGAGAACCACUCGCUCGGCGGUGUUGCCGCCUCCGACGCCAAGUACGAACAGUCCAUCGUGUGGCCGUUUCUUAUUCAGAAUGCGAUGGAAAAUCCGCUCUGCACCACGACCACCUCCACCACGUCGACCGUUUCCGUGCUGCUGUGGACGACGAUUGCAGUGUUCGGGAUUGUUUACACCCUGCUCGGAUAUCGAUGUCUCCGGGCGAUAGGAUUCCUCACCGGGUUGGCAGCCGGUGCCGGAUGUAUUGUGCUGUUGCAGAAUAAGAACAUCACCGGGUUUGGAAACCUGGCUGCCCCAGCACUGGCGGUAGUGGCCGGACUGUUCGGUGCAGUGCUCGGCUCGACCCAUCCCAUCUCAUCCACCCUGAUAGGAGCCUCCGCCGGUGCACUAGUGGCCGGCGCAACGAUUGCCGCCUGCAUAGCCACGUUACCUCAUUACAUAUUUGGUGAGAACGAACUGUUCGUAUCGGUCGUUGGUGGAGCUAUCAUUUGUGCGAUCUGCGCACUGUUCUGCCCGAAGUUUACGUCCAUCAUCGCUUCCAGCAUUAUCGGAUCGGCCAUGAUACUGUGCUCGAUCGAUUUCUUCAUGCACGGACUGAACACACUGGACUGGAUCUUCAACAUGAAGCCGGACCCAACGCCACCGCCGUGCUGGGGCGGCGUGAUCCUCUGCUGCUGGCCCAUCUCGUCCGUGCUCGGCGUGCUGGUGCAGUGCUUCGUGACCGCCUGGAAGAUCGACCACCGGCGCCAGCUGCACCAUCGCCGAAGGCGACACUACAAGGGCCGAUCGGGGUCACGAUCGCGCGAAACGCGGGAGGAGGCCCGCCAGCGCAAGUAUCGCUAUCUGUAUCAGGUUCGCACCGCCCGGGGCGAUAUUAUUUCGCAGAACUUUGUGUCCGCCCUGCAGAAGCACGUCACCACCGACUCGGGCCCACCGUCGGAGGUGUCGACGAAGCUCGGCUCGAACGAUCGCAACACGGCCCGCAGCGACCGCACCCAUCUGACCAACCUGCCCGACUCCGACUUCGACAAGAUGGACUCGAGCUGCGAGAAGCGUUGACAGAAGCUGUCGUCCGCCACGGGCAAGUAGUACCGGGGCCGGUCGGGCGGCGUCGGCCACCGGCGCAGCGAGCGCCUGUCCCGCCAGUACUCGAGCCGCAGCAUUGCCCAGGAGAUCGAUCGCGAAAUGGCACUCGCCAUCGGACCGGACGGCCACCACGAGCCGCGCUGAAUUUCAAUCAUCUGUUUGCGUUAAAUGAAAGGAAGGGGUCUUUUUGUGUGUGUGUAUGGAAAUUAUAGGUUUAAUAUAUACAUAUAGGUGUUUUGCUUUUGCAUUUACCAAUCGGGUCGGGCCCGCGUGAGGUGGGGGAGUUAGUUUUUUUUUUACAAUCGUGACAAAAAAGCAAACAAACAAACUUUAAUGGUGUUCCAUUUAGCAUUUAGGUGUUUCGUGCCAGGGAUCAGGGGGUCGUACCGGGACCGGGAAGAAGCGAUUUAAGGUUGUUUGCUGUGAGUGUUUGCAAAACGAAGGACGAACGAAUGCACAAUUAAACCAAACGAAAAGAAAAAAACAGUGAUGAACAGUGGUUACCGGAAAAUGGGGCAGAAAGUAGUAGCAAGAAUGUAUGGAAUAUAAGUGAAACACUUUAUCGUUUAAGGAUGAAACGGGAAGGAGCAUAAAUGCAAGAAAAAUGAGACAAAUGUGCAGAUAAUGAAGCGGGAACAAUGCGUAACUAAGUGGAGAAAUAGUGGGACAGGUGCUCGAAGAGUGCUACGGCAAGGUAAAACCAGCGAACGAGAGGGAGGGCAAACGGAGAGGAUGCGCAAUAGAAUCCAAAGAGGCAAAAGACAGGGACACACACAGCUACACGAAACGUUAUGCGAGAAUAUAUAUAUAUAUAUAAAUCUAUAGUGAAUAAUAAUAAUUUUACAACAAAACAAAUAAACAAACUCAUACACCUUACUCUUACAUUUAUACCAGCUGGUGGUGGUGGUGAUGGACGUUUGUCAGUGAUUAUCUUCCGCAUGAUCUGAAUCUAAUUCAUGAUUUUGAACGUAGUGUACUAAAUGAUUAAAAAAGAAGCAAAGAUACAGAACUUAAAACGUAAAACCAAAGCAACAUGCAUGGAAGGGAGGGAGCGCGAAAAGGGUUAGCAUAUAAAUGUAAGCUUACGAAAGGUUAUCUAACAUAUAAAAAAACAUCACAAACAAGCAGGAGUAAAAAUAUUGGCAAGAAAAACAAACUUAAAAGCUCUUAAUCUUAAAGAAAGGAUGCGAAAAAACGAGCGUGUGUAUGUGUGAAUGGCAUGCAUUUAAAACAGAACUAACUUAAUCGUUUAAUAAGCCACAGAGUUAAAACAGGAUAAAGCUGGAAAAAAUAUUGAAACAUUCUAACGAAAGUAACGGCGAGGCAAAGAAAUAAGCAAUGGCACAACAGGCAAGAUGGGAGUAAAAAAGAAAUGAUUAAAAAACACACACAAAAAAUAAGGAAACGGAACCGUCUAAUGGUUCUACCCUCCCGAAAGAAGCGAAGAAGCUAGUGAAAUGUAUUUUUUGUUUCAUUUAAAACUUUACGCAAACACACAUAGGCUAGGUAAACUAAAGCGAGUGAAGCAGCAAAGGGGCACAUAAGGCAAAUGUGAAAGAUAUGCAAAGCAGAUAACACAAAUGACAAGUAAACGAUACGAGCGCAAACGAUAAAUCAAAUAAAAGCCAUAGUUGUAAAACGGUAAAGUGAAUAAACAGAAUGUACUAAAAGCACAUGCUAGGCAGAGAAAGGCAAGAUAAAAACAUACCCAAAACGUGUACAGAGGUGUAUGUAACAGGGCUAUUCGUUCAGUGUAACUACAUUUAUAUCGUUCCAGAACUAGUGUGACUUACUGUUGUUCCUUUUCGGUUUCCGUGGUCUUUAUUUAUUAAAUAGUUUUUUGCGUCAUUUUACCACCGCAAAUCGGAGUUUUCGUACGCGUUAUUACAAAAAAAAAAAGAAGUAUCGAAUGCAUUCAAGUAAAAAAAGAAAAAGAAAAAGAAAGAAAGAAAACCAGGCAAUGUUGUUCGUUUGUAAGGGGAGCAAAAACAAUCGAUGUUAAAGAAGAAAAGAAACUGUGCAAAUUCAACUAAAUCGAAACACGCAAACAAUUUGAAUCGAAAAGAGUAGCAAAUACUUGUAGCAAGUGAACGAAAGGUGGAAGAAUCGUCGUGCUGGUAAGGGUGGUACAGAGUGUGGAUACAUGAAACUGUAAAACAAUAAUGAGAACUGUGAAGCGAGGGAGAAAAAAAAACAAGUGGAAAAUGGAAUUAUGAAACUGGAAGUAAAGCGUGGAUGGGGAAAUGAAGGGAUUUUAUCGAAAUAUCAUUGCACACACACACACACACACACACACACGCAGUUGCAAAGUGUGUGUGUAGCGAUUGUGCAAUGAAAAUUGGUGCUGUUUGGAAGGAAUAAACGUUCCGCUGAAUGUGGAGAGAGGUUGUGCUUUGAAAAGUAGAAAUGAGUAAAAACGGGAAAUUUGCUAGAGUAGAUGGUGGUCAGGGAAGGAGGAAGGUUAGCCAUGCGCAAUACGAAGGGCAAAAGAAAGAAAGCUAGCUACUUAAUGGAUGUGUAUAGGUUUAUAAACACGGAAGCUCAAAUAUAUAAACAACAUAUUUUGGAAUUAA
Anopheles coluzzii is the source of this 6505-nucleotide messenger RNA. Its product is annotated as transmembrane protein 198. NCBI's taxonomy places the organism in Eukaryota, Metazoa, Arthropoda, Insecta, Diptera, Culicidae. Bases 2796 to 3905 code for a protein of 369 amino acids. The transcript has 7 exons. The record is from RefSeq and is a predicted model, not a curated record. Gene Ontology annotation, cellular component: plasma membrane.